Messenger RNA from Dictyostelium discoideum AX4, 591 nucleotides. RefSeq lists its product as hypothetical. The transcript has 2 exons. Gene Ontology annotation, biological process: lipid metabolic process; sphingolipid metabolic process. Gene Ontology annotation, cellular component: lysosome. NCBI's taxonomy places the organism in Eukaryota, Evosea, Eumycetozoa, Dictyosteliales, Dictyosteliaceae. The coding region runs from base 1 to 591 and encodes 196 amino acids. The record is from RefSeq and is a predicted model, not a curated record.
AUGAAAUUCUUAUUUAAAUUAGCCAUCAUUGCUUUAGCCUCAGUUUCAGUUGUCAGAGCAAACGAAGAAUGUUUUGUCUGCACUGAACUUGUCAACUUUGCUGAAGAUUUCGUUGAAAAGAAUUCAAGUAUCGUUUAUGUUGAAGGUGAAUUAGAAAAAGUUUGCAAAUUUGCCCCAUCUGAAUAUCAAGCUACUUGUGAUUCACUCGUCACUGCUUAUGGUGCUGAACUUGUUCAAUUAUUAAUUAACAAAGAACCAGCUUCAACUGUUUGCAAUCAAAUUGAUUUAUGUACUUCAUCAUCAGCUGAAGAAUUAACUGGAGGUGUUGAAUGUACCAUCUGUGAUUUUGCUCUUAAAGAAGUUGAAGGUUUCCUCCAAAACAGUGAAACCGAAACUGAAAUCUUAACUCAAGUAGAUAAAGCAUGUGACUUAUUUGGUGGCCUCAAAUCAACUUGUGUAUCAUUAGCCAACUCAUACAUCCCACAAUUAAUCUCUGCCCUCGAAAAUAACCAAAACCCAGAUACCAUUUGUGCUGAAAUCAAAGCAUGUCCAUCAUCAUCAUCAGAAAGAAUGAUCAAAAAAAACUUUUAA